Molecule: messenger RNA, 1908 nt
Organism: Nicotiana tabacum (common tobacco)
Lineage: Eukaryota; Viridiplantae; Streptophyta; Magnoliopsida; Solanales; Solanaceae
Product: acyl-CoA--sterol O-acyltransferase 1-like
Biological process (GO): lipid metabolic process
Source: RefSeq, a predicted model, not a curated record
CCUUCUGCUUUUGUUCUCUUCCUUUGUUGUUGUUCUUCUUUUGAGGAAUAAAAGGAGGGAAAAAAGUAAAUAAACAAAAGAACAGAGUUGUCAUAUGGAGGGAAAUAUAAGUAAUGUGAUCAAAUAUUGGAUUGAAGGAGAAAUUGAAACUUUUAUUAAGGUAUGGUUAUCAAUUUAUGCAUCACUAUGUUACUGUUAUUUAGUUACUAAAAUUAUUCCAAAAGGUUUAUUUAGGCUCUUAUCUUUUCUCCCUAUGAUUUGUAUUUUCCUAUAUCUCCCUCUCAAAAUUAACUCUGUUCAUCUCUGUGGUAACACUGCUUUUUUCAUUUCUUGGCUUUGUAAUUUUAAGCUUCUUCUCCUUGCUUUUGACCAAGGUCCACUUUUUGAUUCUUCACUUUCUAUCACUAAAUUUCUAAUCCUUGCUUGCCUCCCCAUCAAGAUUCAGCAAAAAUCCCAAGAAAAAACUGAAUUUUAUGUGCAAAAUGGGGUUAAUAGAGGUAAACUUCAUCAAAAUGGCCAUUUUCGUAAAACCCCAUCAACAAAGUCAGCUGAAAAAGUUUCUGGUGUACAAACAAGAAAGGAUUUUGGCAAAAAUGACCAUUUUCAAGAAACCCCAUCAACAAAGUCAGCUGAAAAAAUUUCUGGUAUACAAACAAGAAAGGGUUUUCACAAAAAUGGGCAUUUUCAAGAAACCCCAUCAACAAAGUCAGCUGAAAAAAUUUCUGGUAUACAAACAAGAAAGGGUUUUCACAAAAAUGGGCAUUUUCAAGAAACCCCAUCAACAAAUUCAGCUGAAAAAAUUUCUAGUGUACAAACAAGAAAGGAUUUUGACAAAAAUGGCCAUUUUCAAGAAACACCAGCUCUCAACUCAGCUGCUAAAAGUGAAACUAACCCUUUUCAAGAUGAUCAUUUUCAUGAAACCCCGUCUCAAAAAUCAGCUGAAAAAUGUAUUGGUGUUCAAAAUGGGAAGUAUAGUCAUCAAAAUGGCCAUUUGCAAAAAAAGCCAUUUCCGUCUUCUGGAAGAUCCAAGUCAGUUCUGAAUUAUGGCAUAAAGGCACUUCUUUUUGCCUUAAUUAUUAUAGUGUAUGACUACAGUGACUACAUACAUCCCUAUAUCAUUUUGGUUAUUUAUUGCUUCCACAUAUACCUUUGCUUAGAAAUCAUUCUAGCCAUUGUUUCGGGCUUGGCCCGUGGGCUUCUCGGGCUUGAGCUCGAACCACAGUUCAAUGAACCAUAUUUAUCUACCUCACUACAAGAUUUUUGGGGCCGGCGUUGGAAUCUCAUUGUCACUAAUAUCCUUCGCCCCACGGUAUACAAUCCAACUUUAAGCCUCUCUACAAACAUUUUGGGCCGGAAGUGGGCCCCACUUCCCGCCGUGAUGACAACGUUCGUUGUAUCGGGCCUAAUGCACGAGCUGAUAUUUUACUAUUUGGGCCGGGUUAGGCCCACUUGGGAAAUCACCUGGUUCUUUUUGCUACAUGGAAUGUGUUUAAACAUUGAGAUUUGUGUUAAGAAGGUGAUUAGUGACAGGUUUAAGCUGCCAAAGAUUAUUGGGACGAUCUGGACCGUUGGAUUUGUUAUGAUCACGGGUUUCUGGCUGUUCUUUCCUCAGUUGUUAAGGUGUAAUUCUGAUGUUCGAGCAUUUAAGGAGUACGAAGCUAUUGGUGCAUUUUUUAAGGAUGUUACAAAGGCUGUGAAUUUAACAUUUUUGAGAUAAUCCCUCAACCAGGGGCGGAUUUAGGGGGCGCAAGGGUGUUCGCCGAAAAAUUAUAUUGUAUAUAUAAGGCAAAAUCUGUUUUUUAUUUCUAUAUAUUAAGUUUUUUGAACACCUAUAACACAAUCCAAAAUUGUAGUUUAGUGAUCAAGGGGUUCAAAAUUUAUAUAAGGUCAUGAGUUCAAUUCCCACUA